AUGGCUUCGCUGGGCCUGGGUUUUGGCAGUGCCGCGGUGAGAGGGAGGGUGUUCGCCGCGACAGCGGCGGGGAAGAGCACCGGUGGAAGCGGCGAGGAAAAGGGGCUGCUGGACUGGAUCCUGGGCGGCCUGCAGAAGGAGGACCAGCUGCUGGAGACGGACCCCAUCCUGAAGAAGGUGGGGGAGAAGGAUGGCGGCCGGUCCAGAGGAACCACCUCCGUAGCCGUCCCCAACAACAACAACAAGAAAAACGGUGGUUUCGGCGGCCUCUUCGCCAAGAAGUGA
Molecule: messenger RNA, 285 nt
Organism: Spirodela intermedia
Lineage: Eukaryota; Viridiplantae; Streptophyta; Magnoliopsida; Alismatales; Araceae
Source: the annotation of a GenBank genome assembly